UAAUAUGGUCUGGAAUGGGUGACAGCUGUUGCUAUGAAUAUGGUGCUUAUCAGUUUAAAGUUGUCCUGGAACGUCUUAUACCAGGUAUAUAUAUCAAAAUGGUUGCUUUUGGAAAGACUCCUACAGAGGAUUCAUACAACAGUUUCUUUCUUGAUUCUAAUAAACAGGUUGAACUAGCUUGUGAUUUACUAUCAUCAGAUGAGAUGUUAGCUAAUGGUUUCAAUGCAAUGGGUUUCUCUCAGGGAUCACAGUUCCUACGUGCACUAGUCCAGAGAUGUGGCUCUGUAAAGAUAUACAAUUUGAUAUCACUGGGUGGACAGCAUAAUGGCGUUUAUGGUUUUCCGUUUUGCCCAGGAAGCAGUAGCAUAUUGUGCCAUUUGUUUAGAAGAUUCUUAGGAAUGGGAACAUAUUGAUCAGUCAUACAAGACAACUUAGUUCAAGCACAGUACUGGCAUGAUCCUUAUGAUGAAGAAUCUUAUGCUCUUGAUUGUGAAUUUUUAUCUGACAUUAAUCAAGAACUAGUCUUCAAACCAUCUUAUAAAGAAAGAUUUUCCAAUAUUAGUAACUUUGUACUAGUCAAGUUUGAAUACGACAUGAUGGUGGAACCAAAAGAAACUGAGGUAUCAUAAAUAGAGAUGUACCGAUAAUCGGAUUGGCAAUUUGGCAUAUCAGAUAUCGGCUUAUUGGCCUGUUUUUAUAGUAUCGAUUAUCGGUUUAUUUGCAUGCAUCUUGCAGAUACAGCAAAACAUGGUCAUAAGCAUGAGAAUAAAGGGUUAAUUAAUUAAUUUAAAGACAUUAUGAUGUCAAAAUGAUUCUGUAACUGGGACUACUUAAAAAUUAGUCAAGAUACUAAAUUGUGAAGUGUAU
This is a messenger RNA of Amphimedon queenslandica, 867 nucleotides long. RefSeq names its product palmitoyl-protein thioesterase 1-like. Gene Ontology annotation, molecular function: thiolester hydrolase activity; palmitoyl hydrolase activity. The transcript is spliced from 6 exons. Gene Ontology annotation, cellular component: lysosome. NCBI's taxonomy places the organism in Eukaryota, Metazoa, Porifera, Demospongiae, Haplosclerida, Niphatidae. The record is from RefSeq and is a predicted model, not a curated record.